Messenger RNA from Epinephelus lanceolatus (giant grouper), 3809 nucleotides. It is a transcript of the gene ctnnal1, whose product is annotated as catenin (cadherin-associated protein), alpha-like 1. Lineage: Eukaryota; Metazoa; Chordata; Actinopteri; Perciformes; Serranidae. Gene Ontology annotation, biological process: Rho protein signal transduction; cell adhesion. The record is from RefSeq and is a predicted model, not a curated record. Gene Ontology annotation, molecular function: cadherin binding; actin filament binding.
AUGGCUUCAUCUCCGUGCGGCAACAGUAACUUUGAUUCCGGUCUGGAAAUCAAAACUCGCUCGGUGGAGCAGACGCUUAUUCCUUUAGUAUCGCAGAUCACAACACUGAUCAACCAUAAAGACAAGCCAAAGAAGUCAGAGCGCACCCUGGCAGCCAUUCACAGGGUGGGCCAGGCAGUGAGCGUGGCUGUGGGCCGUUUCGUCGCCGUUGGGGAGGCCAUCGCCACAGAGAACCAAGAGCUCAAGGAUGAGAUGGGUCAAGCCUGCUUCGAGGCACGCAGAGCAGGUGAUGCCAUAGCCCAGCUGACAGAUGUGGGAUCAGCCGUGCCAUCCCAGUCAGACGGACGUGUCACGGUGUUCAGUGAUAGGACAGGGAUGGUGAAGGCAGCCCGCUUGCUCCUCUCCUCAGUCACUAAAGUCCUCGUCCUGGCUGACCGCAUCGUCAUCAAACAGAUAAUCACAUCACGUAACAAGGUCCUGGUUACCCUCGACCAUCUGGAAAGAGUCAGCACCUUCCAGGAAUUUGUACAGAUAUUCAGCCAGUUUGGCAAUGAGAUGGUGGAGUUUGCCCACCUCACCGGAGACAGACAGAACGACUUGAAGGAUGAGAAGAAGAAGGCACGGAUGGCAGCAGCCAGAGCAGUGCUGGAGAAAUGCACCAUGAUGCUUCUCACAGCCUCCAAGACUUGCCUGAGGCACCCAGAUUGCGAGUCGGCGCGGAUCAACAAGGACGCCGUGUUCCACCGGAUGCGCUGUGCCCUGGAGCAGGUCAUCGAGAUAGUCACCGAGGCACGGAGCUGCGGGGAGAACAAGAUCCUUCCUGCCAGCAUCUAUAACGGCAUCAAGGACUUCAAGUCCAGCGUGGAGUGCCUGCGGGAGAACCUGUACUCCCUGUCCCCCCAGGGCAUGGGCAGCCAGCUGGAGGCGCUGGUGGAGCGGACGGAGGACUUCACUGAUUCGGCCUACACCAGCCACGAGCAGCGGCAGGCCAUCCUCGGUCUGUGCCAGCUGGCGCGCCAGGACACUCAGCAGCUGGUGCACGCCUGGGUUGAGGCGCAGUCUGUCCAUGCCAAAGAAGCCACAGAGGACAUGGAGGUGGCCAUCCUGAAGACAUGCCAGAGUGUCAGUGACCUCCGACGUGAGCUCCAUAAAGUGGCAGUCGUUCGUGCCUCUGACUUGCUCAAAGUUCACGGGGAGCAGUUACCUCUACGGGCUCUCAAAGCUGCAGGCGCCGAGGGAAACCUGGAGGCAGUGGCGGAGUAUUCACACACGCUCACUGAGCAGAAGGAGCAGCUGGUGGAGACGUGUCGGCUGCUGUGCCAUGUGUCGGGGACCGAGCCUCUGGAGAUUACCUGUAUACAUGCUGAGGAGACCUUCCAUGUCAUUGGUCCACAGAUCAUCUCGGCAGCCCAGACGCUGGCCCUCCACCCGUCCAGUAAGAUCGCCAAGGAGAACCUGGAGGUGUUCUGCGAGGCCUGGGAGUCGCAGCUCUGCGACAUGGCCCUGCUGCUGAGAGAGAUCAACGACGUCUUUGAAGGCAGGCGAGGAGACAAAAGACCUUAUUUAUCACUCCCCAGACCCGGGAAACACUCAGCUAACUUGAAGACUGCCAAGGCUGUCAAGUUGGAUGCAGAGGAGCAGACAAGCAUGGCCAAGCUGGGCCUGGAGCUCCGCCUGCUGUCGUCAGAUGUGGACACAGAGGUGGAAAAAUGGGAGGAGCAGGAGCAUGACAUCGUCCGACAGAGCCAGAGCUUGGCCAGUAUGGCCUACAACAUGCACCUGUUCACCAGAGGGGAGGGGCUGCUGAAAACAACACUAGAUCUUUUUCAUCAAGCCGAGGUUCUCUCUGAAGAGGGGCUCCAGCUGUGCUCGUCUCUCCGCACUUUUUCCACUCAGCUGGUUGAUGAGGAAAAGUCUGUGGUGAUGACAGAGAUGGAGAAACUGGUGGCGUUGUGCCAACAGUUGCAGAUGGGGGCCAAGACUCCUGUACAGGGCAAGACUGCCACCUUCCAGAAGGUGGACUCAUCCAUUCAGACAACCAGAGCGAUCUUGACUGUGGUCCUCUCCCUGCUCCCAUUCUGCAACAAGCUCAACAGAAAGUACAAGUCAGAGAGGAGUAGCCUGGGUUCCCCGCAGGACUGGAGAGAGAGGCAGGAUGCGUCCACACCUGUCAAAGAGGAGGGAGCGCUCAACGGCAAGAACAGCAACGGCUUCGGUGUCAAAUCCUUAGAGCAGCACAUGGCCUGUCUCAACCUCCUGGAGAGCAAAUAAUCCAGGACAUUGUCACCUCCUUUGUCCACUAUUCUCUCUUGGAGCAGCACAUAGCCAACCUCACAACUCUGGAGAACAUGUAAUCCAGUAAAUACGUCACUCCCCUCAUCCUCAUGCACCCACCAGAGAGUGGGCUAAGCAGUGUGGUGAAGAUGGUCGCCUCGGGUCAGUCAGGGUUUGUAUUUGCUGUCUGGAUGAAUACAUGUAAGGUUUACAGAGGAAAAAGCAGAUCCAAGCUCGCUGUGCCCAGGGCCAGUUUAAACCCAGGGUAGCUUCUUCCCCGAAGCACCAGUUCCACCCCAGUCCACAAGAUGGAGACAAUCAGCCAACACUGACUUUGCCAUUUGCAGCGAGCCUCCUUAAAGGAGAGAGGGGCCCCGAGACAAACCUGAUUUUGGAGUCACUUUUAUCACUUCUCUGGAUAUUGAGUUGAUAAACUGAUCAGAAAUCAGAUAGCACCUCCUCUUAAUGCUCAGCUCAGCCAUACAUCUGUCUUCACUAUGUGCCUCUGUGUAACAAGCCUAUUUGCUUUGUGGUGUACUGUAAUCGUGUUGCACAUGUUAGCCAAAUGUGGUGGUGGUGGUGGUGGUGGGGGGGAGACACAGUUAAAUGGCUGAAAACCCACCAUGCAUGAUGCCAUCAUUACCAAACCCUUGUGUUUGAGUCUCUUAUGGUCAGUGUGUCAUAGGUUUGUAAUAUUAACACUUGUUCUCUAAUAUUAGACAUAGUGGUACAUUUUGUCCUUCAUCACUGGCACUGUAGUCAUCUCAUAUGGAAAAAAAAGUAUUUUAAGAGUCAACCACACCAUAAGAUUAAUGACUUCCUUCCAUACGGUUUGCCAUGGAAUGUUAGCCAUGUUAGUAACAAAAUGCAAAAAUCACAAUUUAAUGCCAAAUAUGAUUGUCCUCAUGAAGACGCUGUGGUCUUCAGCUUGCUACUAGUGUGAAAUAUAAAGCUCUUACAGCUCCUGUGUACGUCACUGGAGACGUAUUUUUAUUUGGGCCUGAUUUCUCCAUCACUACGAUGCUUUGGAGAUGACAGGAUUUUACUUUAUACUGUCCUGUUAUUAAAUCAUAUUGUGCAUAUAGAUACACUUGGGACAUUUUUUUCCUCACAAAAGAAACAAAAAGAUAAUUCUGAGCUGGCGUCUGUGUCAAACGGAGCCUCGAAGUGUACUUGUUAUGAAGACUAUCAUUGUGAAGCUGCCUUGUUGGCCAAUAUGUAUUAAAUGGUAUAUGGUAUGUAUAAUAUGGUACUUGAAGCAUAGAUAAAUAUAUAUAUAUAUAUAUAUACUGUAUGUAUCCUAAGGUAUUGAAUGACUGGUACUAGGUGAGGGUGUGAUGAUGACUGAGAUGAAUAACACAUGUUAAGCUUUAGAGAUGCUUUGUACAGUGUCAGAGCAGCUAAGGAUGCUGGGUAUUGUAGUGAUGCUACAGAUGUGAAGAAAUCAUAGCUCUAGUUUUGGACCAUCUAUUCUUUUGACAAUUGAAAGGUUAAUAAAAGUGACACAUAAAAAAAUAAACAAUAUUUUUCUUAAA